AUGGCGAACUCUAGCACCCCGAGAGAAGCAGUGGAGGAAAUGAUAGAACUGCUCCUGGGAAGUGGAGGGCAAUUAGAACUCGGGGGUCUAGUACUGCAACUCAGUUCACACAGCCGUCGUUUGGUGUCAGAUUUCGGAGCACUGGAAUUCGUGAAACGCUUUCCGCAGCUGUUUAGUCAGGCUAAGAUAGGGAAGUCCAAAUCGAAAGUGAUGGUUAAGUUAGAUAUCCCACUAGAGUUUUGUACUCAAGCUGGAGAGAAGGGCGGAUGUGUUGCAAAAGGGUGUAGUGAUCUUCAUUUAUGUCCUUUCUUUAUCAAGGGAACCUGCAAAUUUGGAUUAAAGUGCAAAAGAUCUCAUAAUUAUGGUGACGAACAUACAGUUGGUGUUCUAAAUCACUUCCGCCUCGGUUUCUUAACUAAGCAUCCUUCAUCUUCCCUUUUACAAAAGAUUUUCAAAAUGAUCGUAGAUGAAAGUGAGCUACAACGAACUGCUGCCAAACGAUUUGUUCCAGACAUUUGUAAAUUCUAUAACAAAGGAACCUGCGAGAAAAGGGACAAUUGUCCCUACUUGCACGUGUGUCAACAUUUUAUUGAUGGAGAUUGUAAGUUUGGCGAAGGCUGUAAAAGGGAGCAUGAUUUCUCUGACCGUCACAACAGAAAAGUGCUUGAAAAAUAUGACAUGGAUGGCAUCAGUGAGCUGAAAGUGCUUCAGCGUUUGAAAGGCAGCGAAAGAAAGCAUACCGUCAGUGGAAGCUCUGAUGUUGAAAACCUCGUUAAAGCAUUUCCCAAAGCAGUAAAUCUCAGUGUCCUGGUUCCCACCACCCAAGUAAGGGAUGAAAAGGAAAAGGACACUGAAAUUUGUGGAUUUAAUCUGCGUGGCAAGUGUAACUAUGGCAACAACUGUAUCCAUCAACACACAGAGCUACCCUACUUGUGGGAAUUUUCUGUACAUGGCGAAAAGUGGGAGAGCUUUUCAAGUGAUCUAAAUACAAUGCUAGAGCAAACCUACUGUGAUGUUAAAAAAGGUAGCUGUACAGUAAUGAUCAGAGGAAUUCUUCAUUGCGUUAAAUUUGAUGGUAUGACUGCUGAACCAGUUUUACCAGAUGAUGGUAAGUAUCUCCUCUUUGAAAGUUACAAAUCAGUGCCGGAUCCAGACCUUGAAAUAAGGGGAGGGGGCCAGUCAUCCAGACCCUUGUAUAAGAGGGGGGACCGGUCUCCAAAAAAUUUUUUUUGGCCCUUUGGGCCUCAGUUUGCUCUAAAAACAAAGGGGGCCCUCCCCUGGAUCCGCCACUGCAAAUCAAGUGUUAUGCCUGAAUCCCAUGGGAGAAUGUACUACCAUUAUAUGGGCUAUAUAGGUGUGUACCAUUGUUAAGGGUGUGGGAUAGGGUAUAGAAAUCAAAGAGUUUGAGCCUAUAAUACUCUAGGAUAUCAAUUUUCUGGGAAGCUGAUGGUUGAAUGGUUGAAGAUUUUUAUCAAGACUAGGAAAACUGGGAAUUGGUACUAAAAAAUAAAAUCAGGAAAUUAAAAUUUAUCCAUGGCUCAGUAAGAUUUUGUUGUAGCUGGACUGUGCUGGUGACCUCAGUGGUUUCUGGAAAAUAGCAACUCUAGGGAUACUUAAACCAUUUGCAUGGAAAAACCAAAAAUUCUGGUUGCUUCAGAAAACAUGGUCUGUGAUUUGCGGCAAUGCAAUUUUUCUUCUCUUUUCAAUCUGUUCAGCUGGAUAGAACUUUGUGGCAGGUUGUUUUCCCACCACAUCAAAUUUUACAAUUUUAUGUUUAUACACAAGAUUUCCACCCGGGUGGUUGGUGUAAAUGGUAAGCACCCUAGGAUAAAGUAGUAGUGGCAGCAGUGGUGGUAGUAGUAGUAGUAGUAGCAGGAGCUGUGGUAGUAAAAGAAGUGGGGAAAUGUAAGGUACAAUAGUGAAAGCUUAGAAGCCCAGACAUGAGUGAAAAGAGGGGUUGACAGAAAAAUAAAUAGUGAAGAUGUAUUCCUUGCUCUUUCAGCCGUGAAUUACAAGUCUCCCAAGGUUCGACGACUGUCUACUGUAUCAUCUGUGGUUGCCGCAGUGGGCCACGUGUACAGCACUAGGUGGCAUUGGUACUGGCAGGAUGAAAAUAACAAGUGGCAGUCGUAUGACACUCCAUCGGAUGGACAUGCAGUUAACACCACCAGCAGUCAAUGUCUUGAGAGAGAAUACACAGCAGGUAGGAAAUCCCCCUUCUCCUUUAUUACAGAUAGCUCUUUCUAAGACCAGUACUAUGCGUCCAGCUUAGAGAGAUGUCCAUCUUAUAGGAAGUGGAAUCCAAAAGGAGUCAAGAAAGGUAGAGACAAGCUCUAAGGAGUUUUUUUUAUUAAAGUGUCUGUCCUCUAGAGGUGUCCUUAGUGAGAGAGUUGACCUAAAUCAAUCUUCUGUAGGGACUUUAGCAGGCCAUGCUGUAGUUAAUGGCCAAAAUAUUAAUUUUACAUGCCAUUAAAACUGCCACUGCAGUGAUAUAGCAAAAACAAAAAUAACUUUCUAAAAUUGUUUUCUUAUAAAAGUUCCACAAUAUUAGUUAUGAAAAUCAAUUUGUCAUAUGUUUCCAUUUUUUCUUCUUUUAAUCUCAUAUUGCAUCUUCUUCAAUACAUUUCUAGGGAAUUAGAAACUCACCUGGUAAUUUUCAGCUUGGAAAUUAAACUCAUUCAGUAAGAUUAUAUGUCUGUCUGUCAUAUACCAAGGGGGUGGUCCUUGAUACCCCCCUCCCCCCCCCCCAUAAAAAAAUGGAUCUACCUUCAUCUUUAACUGGAAGCUAUAGAGACAAUUUCUUUUUUUUUUUUAUCUGUGAUCUUUAUUUCAUUUCCCUUGGAAAUGAAGACAUCUACAAUAACGUACUGAAGUAGAAUAAAAAGAGGUCUAUUCCUAACAGUGAGGAAAUCACGGAGAGUAGUGGUAAUGUGAGACAUGAAGUUUCCUACCAUGGUUGUUUUACUACAAGUAUUUUGGUUUUCCCCUGUUAGAAGGAGGCCUGCUGACUUUGUGACCAAACAAAAUAUGAAAGACAUUGCUCAGAGGUUUGUGAAGCAUUAAUUUACCUUAAUUUGCUCUUCCCAUUUGCCAUAUUAUUGGUCACUUUAAGCCCAUGAGCAAGCUCUCUGGAGCACUCUGGUGGCGGGGCAGGAAAAAGAAGGAGAGCUUGCAACUAGGUCUCUUGAAUUUGAAUAUCUGCAUCAGAAGAGUCGAUGGAAAUGCUGAUUGGCGGAGAUGACAUUAGUAAUAGCGUAGUUACCCUUAGCACGUGUUUUUCAAUGUUUUUACAUUUGCGCUUGUUUCUGCUUCAUGCUGAUUGGCAGAAAUCUUACAGUAGAUGGUGAGCCACAGGGAAAUUGGAGGUGGAAUUCAAAUUCCAGAGACGUAGUUGCAAGCUCUUCUUCCUUUUCCCACCCCACCGCCACAUCAAAGUUUUAAACGUUUCCUAACUGUUAAAACUAUACUUAUUUAGUAAUAAAUUAUUGUUAUAUCAGGCGUAGAGCAACUGCUUUGGCCCAUCCGAAAACAAGUUCAUCAUCAUCCGAGCCGGAUGGUUUGCCAUCUCACUGGGAUCGUAUUUCGGAUGGUGAAGACUUCCAAUGUGUUAAACUGGAAACCAUAUCUGAUGAAUACAAGAGGACAGAAAAGAAAUUUCAGGAAACCAUGGAUGUACAUCACAUGAUUAUCAAGAUAGAGCGAGUGCAAAACCCAGAUUUAUGGAUACGAUACAAUCAGUAUGUUCUUUGUUUCUUUAAUUCCCUUUUAAAAAUCACUAAUGCAGGGCCUUAAUUAACCAGCUGUUAUGAGAAAGGUCUUCAAAGCAGAAGGGAAAAUGUUAUGGCAGGUCUAUUUCAAAUAAAUUAUAUUCAAUUUUAUUAUAUUACUUUUUGGAAGAGCUUCUAAAAGAUGCUACAUGACUGAAAUCAAAAAGAGAUCGAAGCAUACUUGAUUACAAGUGAAAACGCUUCAGUAUCCUCGAUGAGCUUUUCGGCGGCAGGAGCUGGACAAUCUACCAAUGCGUUGAAUUGACAUCAGUGGAAAGAGCUACGUUUUUCGCAAAUUGCCAACUCCAAAACGUUGGAGAAAAAGAGUCUUCCAAACUAGAGGCAGGCUGUUAAUGUGUUGUCCUGAGUUGGCUAUGGUUUUCCAAAUAGUUUUUUUGUAUUCCCAUAUGCUUAUGCACAGCUAUUUGCUUCUCGGGAGACAGGGUCUUCAAAAAAAGCUAAAUGACUUCCAUAAGUCAAGAUUGCUAACAUAAUAUGCUAUCUGAGGAAAUCUUCAUAGAGAGUAAGAUCUGAUACAAAUCCGAAGAAAGUGGCUCAGGCAUGAUGCGGUUGGGUUUUGGGUUGGGGACCAGUUUGCCAAACUUGCAAGUCUCUAGUAGCUUUUAGCGUCUCUUGUUAGUAAAGUGCGCACCGCACACUCCGAGCAGAGCAUACUUUUUCCUUCUUCUUGAUCUACGCCCAAAGCGAGCAAGCGGAAGAAAGGCUCUGCUGAUAGGAUGAUCAACUGCGGUUCUAAAUUGUUUCUUUCUUUUUCACUUUGCAGGGAAAAAAGCCGCAUGGCCAAAAAGGCUGGCGGCGAUCCCGAAGAACGGCAGCUGUUUCAUGGAACUAAAUCCGAGACUGCUGACGCCAUCUGCCAGCAGGGCUUUGACUGGCGAUUGUGUGGCAAGCACGGCACAUCGUAUGGGAAGGGAAGUUAUUUCGCUUCUAAGGCCAACUACUCACACCGCUUCACUGCUAGUCAGUUAAGGGGUAAAAAACAAAUGUUUUUGGCUAGAGUAUUGGUAGGUUCUUACACCACUGGCAAUAGUUCACUGACUCGGCCACCACCCAAGAACCCCUUAAGCCCUAACGUUCUGUUUGACUCGUGCUGUGAUAAUAUGACCAACCCUGCCUUGUUUGUCGUCUUUGAAAACAGUCAGUCUUACCCAGAAUUUUUGAUCACUUACAUGUAA
Molecule: messenger RNA, 4963 nt
Organism: Porites evermanni
Lineage: Eukaryota; Metazoa; Cnidaria; Anthozoa; Scleractinia; Poritidae
Source: the annotation of a GenBank genome assembly